Molecule: messenger RNA, 1077 nt
Organism: Bipolaris zeicola 26-R-13
Lineage: Eukaryota; Fungi; Ascomycota; Dothideomycetes; Pleosporales; Pleosporaceae
Exons: 4
Coding region: 1-1077 (358 amino acids)
Source: RefSeq, a predicted model, not a curated record
AUGGAAAACCCUGAACAGCUGGCGCAGUUGCGCGUCCUGCAACGCCAGUACUUCCAACUGGUCGAGCCACAACAGCUGAGAUGGCCGGACGAUGCAACCUUGAAGAGGCCCCUGGUGCAGGCAUGGCUGUUCGGCAACUUGUUCGAUCCAUCCAAGAUUUCCUCGCCACCACCGGCUCGCUACCAGCUUAGGGUUCUGAAGGAGCUUGUCGGGAAACUCGAGCGGUCCAUGACAGACCCUGAGGAGGAUGAAAUCUCAGAUGAUAUCAUGGAGGGAAUGACAACUUUACUUGUGGCCAGCUUACCUUCUGAAACGGAUGCCGCUCAGCAGAAAGCCUUUGUGACGUACUCGUUCCCCCAACAGUCGACUGACGACAGCGAUUCCGGUGAGCGUGCCGUGACGCUAUUGGAGGCCCGUUCCGUCAUUUCUUCGUCUGGAACGACGGGUCUGCGAACAUGGGAAGCCGCUUUACUGCUCGGAUCCUACCUUGCAUCCGAGUCUGGCCACGUGUUCAUCAAUCAGAAACGGGUGUUUGAACUUGGUGCGGGGACGGGUAUGCUAUCCAUACUGUGUGCGAAGCACCUGGAUGUGGCUGGUAUCGUGUCCACGGACGGCGAUGAGGCGGUGGUGGAUGCGAUCAAGACCAAUCUCUUUCUGAACGGACUCGAUGUCGAUGACGAUUCUAGCUGUCAAGUGCGUACAGCAGCACUCAAGUGGGGCUAUCCAGUCGACGCAACAACAUUUUCAGAAGACUACGGAAUGGAGGUUCCAGACGUGGUGAUAGGAGCAGACGUGACCUAUGACAAGUCCGUCAUCCCACGCUUGGUUUCGACGUUGAGAGAAUUCUUCGACCUGAACCCGGCGCUCCUAGUUUUUAUUUCUGCGACCAUCCGCAACGAGCAGACGUUCGAGACUUUCUUGAAAGCGUGUGAGCGGAACAGGUUCAGUUUCGAACGGAUUGAGUGGCGGCUGGUGCCUGAGCAUAUCCAGGAAGGCCCGUUUUAUCCAACAUCAACGCCGAUCCAGAUCUGGAGAAUUGCAAGCGGCCAGAGCACAAAUAACCUGUUUGCUGUAUGA